Messenger RNA from Clonostachys byssicola, 2016 nucleotides. Lineage: Eukaryota; Fungi; Ascomycota; Sordariomycetes; Hypocreales; Bionectriaceae. The record is from the annotation of a GenBank genome assembly.
CGAGCCAAGGUGAAAUGUGUUCAUUCUGGUAGUCCUCCCUGUAGAAGGUGCAGCAAGAACAAAAUAACAGGUUGCACCUUGAUACGGCCACAAGUCCCAUCAUCCAGCCAGAGGCCCAGAAAUUCCCCAGUUGGCUCAGUGGUCAAGAGGUCUUCGCAGCGCAGAGCUCAGAUAUCACCAUCACAGCCUCGAUAUUCAUCUCAGGAACAGGAAGAAACCCAACCACAAUCACAGAAGAGAACUUCAAGCUCAGGCGAUGGCGUGGAGGAUGUCGGCCAACAUAUUCUCAGUCUUCCCAGAUCAGUGAUCCUCAAAUCGCUCCAUCUUUUCUCGAACAAGUUCCCCGAGCUGUCCAUUCUUCACACACCAACUAUUCUCGCCGACUUAGAGCCGGCCUCUUCUCGAUCAGAGGAACUCAAUGCGCUGAUCGGGGCGGUGCUCGUUGUCACGAGAGCACAGGCUUCCCUGGUGAGUGCACCUUGGGCCAGCCAACUUCUCGAAAGGGAGCAGUACGCCCUGUACUCCAGGUCUCUUCUCUCCGAUCUGAUCCUGUCCCCCCCUAAACUCCAGGUAGUACAAGCCUUGCUCAUCAUAACGCUUCAUGAGUGGGGAUCGAGAGACUUCCACAAGGCGUGGGUCUAUUGCGGCAUCGCCAUCCGCAUCAUGCAAGCUCUCCACAGCAUGCGUGUCGCCCCGUGCGCUCUUGACCCGUCCGGUGAGCGUGAGAGCCGCAAUCCCACCGCCGUUGCCAUCGAGACACGCACCUACUGGGGCUGCUUCAUCAUGGACUGCAUGGUCAACUCUGGAACCUACAACCCGCCCAUGCUACCCAUGCCGGAGAUGAUCAAGCUCAAAAUACCGAGACCCCUCAACGCGGUCGACUUCACAUUUGGCCCAGAUGCUGGAGACACGAGCUUAAGUGAGCGUCCGCCCUUUGUUCCCGGGUCAUCAACACCCACCGUUCAAUCAAUUUCUAGUGGGACUCUCGAUGUGGCUCAAAGUUUCGAAGUUCUCGUUGGUGGGUUCGACAUUUGGGCCAAGGUCAUGGAGUUUCUGUUUAAUGAUGGACGCAAAGCCCCGGGCAUGUGCGCGCCGCAGAACUGUCCCUGGGUUCCUGGCUCGCCUUGGUCCAUAACCUGGGGGCGUUUGUUGGCCUGGAGAGCCGGUCAGCAUCGUAAUUUACAUUAUCCCACCACCUCUGUUGCCAUGCAUAUGGCCUUGGGAUAUGGAGAGACGUUCACAUACGUCAACCUAUUGUACUACGUCAGCGUCUUGCUGCUUCAUCGGGAAUACGCUCCUUUCCUGCCCACUCCAGAAUCUACUCCUGUGGGACCUAUCGAUCCUCCGAAGCUGGAGGCCACGGCGCCCGAGAACUGGUGGGAAGACAGUGUGGCCCAAAUAGUUCAGUCUGCGGAAAAUAUCGCCAAGCUGCUCCACGAAGCGUCCGAGUGUGGCACACAGCUCAUGACACCCUUUGUCGGCUUUUGCGCCUUCUCCGCCGCCUUCAUCCUGAUCUAUGUCCACCACUUCCCGAAAAUGAAUCUAGGCCGCAGUCCCGACGCGGAGAAAUACGAGAAGAUUUGUCUUUCCUAUCUCGAGGAGUUCCGCGGUGUUUGGAAAAUAGCUGAUGGAUGGAUCAAAACUUUGCACCAUGUGUCUCUCCUCUAUGCGCGGGCGUCUACCACAAGCACAUAUCGCGGUAGGACGCGCGCAGACUUUGAGCACUUCCACCAGUCGGUCAACGAAUUCCGAGUUGUUGAUCGGUCGAAGCAACAGAAUCAGGAGAUGGACCAGGCAGCAACGGGGCCGGAACAGAUAGCCCCCGAGAGCGGCGGCAUCUGUACAGACGACCUAUCGCCGGAUACGAAUUUCUUGCUCAGCCAGCUACUUGCGGAGGUGAGCAGCAAUAUGGAAGAGCAAGGUCCGUGGUCUCAGUGGUGGCCUCUCGGCGAAGUCGAGCUACCAUCAGCACCAGCAGACUCUGGGUUUGAUCUUGGGGGUUACGGCGGUGACAAU